CUGGUGGUGUCGGAGCGUAAUGACCUUUUGUCUCCCGGCGGUCAGGUACGGAGAGAGAGGAGGUGGGAGGAGACUCAGGAGGAGCCGCUUCAUAUCGGACUGGUCCCGGCAGCGUCCAGGACAACAAAUGGCCGUGAACCGACAGAAGAGAGGGACAGUGUGAUCCAGACACGUUUUUCUUUUUAUUCUUUUUGAGAGAGCCGUCUCCAUGGCUCACAUAGCGGGUUAGAGAGAGAGCAAGCAGAGGCUCUUCAUCUUCAUCCUCACUACAUCUGAUCCAUCCGGCAGCAGAAUGAGAGGAGAGUCCUGUUGACACCACGGAGAGAUACACGCUGAGACCGAGUAUGGCUGUGGACGCGGCGUCCAGCUUCAGCUUUUGCCGUGCCUCCCUGGAGCACACGGUGUCUGCUGAGGAGCUGAGCUACCAGCUGCCGCGUCGCGCCGGAGGCAGCAACCUGACCUGGCACGACGGCCGCGGCCAGAGGACAGCACACACACGCACCGUCAAACUACUGCAGCAGCCCGGCACAGAGGGCAUCCAGUUGCGUCCGGGUGAAGCCUUCACUGUGUAUCACACCAGUCCCACUCUGUCCAGUCUGUCCAAACCUGUGGUGCUGUGGACUCAGCAGGAUGUCUGCAAGUGGCUUAAGAAACACUGUCCUCACAACUACCUGACCUACGUAGAGGCCUUCUCCCAUCACGCCAUCACAGGACGGGCGUUGCUGCGUUUGAACGGGGAGAAGCUGGAGAGGAUGGGAAUCGUCCAGGAGACGCUGAGGCAGGAGGUCCUCCAACAAGUCCUUCAGCUGCAGGUCAGAGAAGAGGUCCGCAACUUGCAGCUCCUUAGUAGAACCUCUUUUGGAAACUUCUCUUAGCUCAUCCCUGGAUCCAUUUGGCAGCCCCCUUUCCCCUCAUCCCCUGUCACAAUACAUCUCUAGGAGCCAUGGAAGAGCUGCUGUCUUCAGAUAUGUGAGCGGAGAAUCGGCGAGUGAAAGGGGACGAGGACAAGCCUAUAGACUUCACGCCAAGCGGUCUCGAGGAUUCUCAUUCAGCGCGGCCAAUCUGGUUUUCAGACACUGAGGCAGCGACAAAGCCCCGCUCAAGGCAGGGGAACCCACUGUAACAUAGUGAUAAGAUGUAAGAUUCACAACCCUAGUGAUGAUGUAGGCCUGUCACUGGUAUAUGCUUGAUCGCAGAAAAUCUCCUUUUGGAUUCCUGUCUCGUUCGGAUCAGACAAUUUCAGCAGAACACUUGGGUUUAUUUUGGUUUUACAUGUGCACCACCAGGAUUCAAGUUGUUUUCCUCUCUCUUUCUCUUCUGGUUAAGGUCAUUACAUGAAUAACUCUUUGGCAUGGUUUUGUAUAACCUUAACCUUUGAGCCCAGUGAUGCUUUUUAUGGUGUAAACUUAGAUUUACAUGCAGCGCCACCAUUUGGCCACUGGAUCCAAAGUGAAGGAAACCUCCAGUCAAUCUCCAUCUCCCUUUGAAGCUAUAACAUCAAGCCUGUUCACAAGGAAUUAGAGCUGGUUUUGACCAACGCCAAAUACAAUCCUGAUCAAUUCUUCAUUCACAGGUCACACUCACGUUUUCCUCUCAGGACUUUAGUUUGGGAAUCGUAGGUUUGGAGGAUCAACAAUAACACUUUACGCCGAAUGUCAUUCCAACAAUCAGUCUUUUUGUAUUGCGACUGAUCUGCAGUGAGAAAUUAGAAAUAUAUAUAUAUACAGUAUGAGCUUUGUAGAAUAACAUACACUGUAAAUCUGCGUAUACUGUAACAGUAGUCUUUUAUGAAUAGAAUGGAUCCCGAGGACACAGAGUUAAUGUGAUAAUCACUGUCUAUGCUUGAUAAAGCAAUAAUUUAAAUGAUAAAAAGUGAAGUGGAGUAGCGCUGCAUUGGAUAAAUGAUGCGAGAAUGAGUGUGUGCUGAUGGGAAUAAACAUUAUGCCUGUAACAGCGGCAGUAUUUUUCCAGCCUCAUAGCUUCAGUCCUUUGUGUGUGCUAUACUGUAUACUGUAUUUCAUCUCUCGCACACAGAUACUAAGAAAAAGGAGAAGCCUCUGUUGUGUUCUACCCACUUCCUGUCCCUGGUGUGACACUGUGAUUUCAAAUGCUCAGAAAUCAAAAUGAUACGACAGCUACAGAUGCGAGACUCCACCGGCGCAACUCAAGCGAGCACCUUUGAUGUCAGCAGCAGACAGCUAUUUAUGAUGAAGAUGUUUAAGUCACAUGAAUAAAUAAAUUCAAUAAAUAAAUAAACUUCCAACAAACAAAAACCUCCCCUCCACCCGUUCUCUGACAGGGAGUCUUUGGGUAAAGUACGUAUUUGACUGUUAAAAGGGAGAAAACACACUGUAUUAUUUUUGGAUUACCUGAUGAACUGUAAAUAUGAACACUUUUUGGGUUACUUUGUCCGAUGAUUGAUGAGCUGUUUGAAAUGAAGCCUAUUUAUCUGCUUUACAGAUAUGAAGACAUAUGGUAUGGAACAUGAUGAAAGCUGUCUUUUUAGAAUAAACUAAUUGAGAUUCA
Sebastes umbrosus (honeycomb rockfish) is the source of this 2526-nucleotide messenger RNA. It is a transcript of the gene samd10b, whose product is annotated as sterile alpha motif domain containing 10b. The record is from RefSeq and is a predicted model, not a curated record. The transcript has 5 exons. Gene Ontology annotation, biological process: cell surface receptor protein tyrosine kinase signaling pathway. Gene Ontology annotation, molecular function: protein binding. The coding region runs from base 345 to 875 and encodes 176 amino acids. NCBI's taxonomy places the organism in Eukaryota, Metazoa, Chordata, Actinopteri, Perciformes, Sebastidae. Gene Ontology annotation, cellular component: cytoplasmic side of plasma membrane.